AUGCCCAUCAAUAUGCCAAUCACAUCCCAGGAGUCAGAUCAGUGGGCCGUACCCUCUUCCGCCUCAUCUACUAUCCUCUUCUGCCUCACCUGCUAUCCCCUUCCGCUUCACCUUCUAUUCUCUUCCGUCUCACCUGUUAUCCUAUUCCGCCUCGCCUGCUAUCCUCUUCCGCUUCUCCUGUUCCGCCUCACCCGCUAUCCUCUUCCGCCUCACCCGCUAUCCUCUUCCGCCUCACCUGCUAUCCUCUUCCGCUUCACCUUCUAUUCUCUUCCGUCUCACCUGCUAUCCUCUUCCGCCUCUGCUAUCCUCUUCCGUCUCACCCUCCUCUUCCGCCUCAUCCCUCUUCCGCCUCUACUUCCUCUUCUGCCUCACCUGCUAUCCCCUUCCGCUUCACCUACUAUUCUCUUCCGUCUCACCUGUUAUCCUAUUCCGCCUCGCCUGCUAUCUCUUCCGCCUCCCUGUUCCGCCUUCCGCCUCACCCGCUAUCCUGUUCCGCCUCACCUGCUAUCCUUUUCCGCCUCCCUCUUCCUCUUCCGCCUCACCUGCUAUCCUCUUCCGCUUCAUCUUCUAUUCUCUUCCGUCUCACCUGCUAUCCUCUUCCGCCUCACCUGCUAUCCUCUUCCGUCUCACCCACAUCCUCUUCCGCCUCACAUAGUCUCUUCCGCCUCAUCUAUAUCCUCUUCCGCCUCACCUGCUAUCCCCUUCUUCCGCCUCUAUUCUCUUCCGUCUCUCUGUUAUCCUAUUCACCCUGCUAUCCUCUUCCGCUUCACUGUUCUUCUAUCUUCUGCCUCACCUCCCUUCCGUCUCUAUUCUCUUCCGUUCACCUGUUAUCCUAUUCCGCCUCGCCUGCUAUCCUCUUCCGCUUCUCCUCCGCCUCACCCUAUCCUGUUCCGCCUCACCCGCUAUCCUUUUCCGCCUCAUCCUCUUCCGCCUCACCUGCUAUCCUCUUCCGCUUCACCUUCUAUCCCGUCUCACCUGCUAUCCUCUUCCGCCUUCCCUCUUCCGCUCUCAUCCUCUUCCGCCUCACAUAGUAUCCUCUUCCGCCUCACCUGCUCCUUCCGCUUCACCUUCUAUCCUUCUUCCGUUAUCUUCCGUCUCCUCCCGUUCUCCUGUUCCGCCUCACCCUAUCCUCUUCCGCCUCAUCCCUCUUCCGCCUCACCUGCUAUCCUCUUCCGCUAUUCUCCGUCUCUAUCCUCUUCCGCUUCUUAG
This is a messenger RNA of Acanthosepion pharaonis, 1209 nucleotides long. NCBI's taxonomy places the organism in Eukaryota, Metazoa, Mollusca, Cephalopoda, Sepiida, Sepiidae. The record is from the annotation of a GenBank genome assembly.